CUAAUUUGUUCAUCAUUCAAUUGAUCUCAUCCGAUCCAUACACAUUAGUUUUUCUUUUCAGACAAUUAAUUGAAUCUAUGGCAUCAUCUUCUUCUUCUACGAGAAAUUCACAGUACUGUCCUCGAUGGAAGUAUGAUGUCUUUCUAAGUUUCAGAGGAGUUGAUACCCGGAAUAAUUUUACGAGUCACUUGCACAAAGGUUUGAAAAAUAGGGGAAUAUUCACCUUUCUAGAUGAUGAAAGGCUAGAGGAUGGCGAUUCCAUCUCAAAAGAACUCGUGCAAGCGAUAGAAGAGUCUCAAGUUGUUGUAAUCGUUUUCUCAAAAAAAUAUGCUACGUCAAGGUGGUGCUUGAAUGAACUAGUGAAGAUUAUGGAAUGCAAGGAGAAAGAAACUGGACAAACAGUUAUACCGGUCUUCUAUUAUUUGGAUCCAUCACAUGUUCGAUACCAAAUUAAGAGCUUUGCAAAAGCAUUUGCCAAACACGAAUUGAGGUAUAAGGAUGAUGUUGAGGGGAUGCAGAAGGUUCGAGGAUGGAGGAAUGCCCUAACUGCUGCCGCAGAUCUAAAAGGACAUAAUAUUCAUGACGGGAUUAAUCAAUCAAAGGAAAUUGAGCAGAUCGUCGACCACAUCUCUUCCAAAUUUUGCAAGAGUGCUCGCUUUUUAUCUUAUUUGCAAGAUGUUGUGGGAAUAAAUGCUCAUUUGGAGGAACUAAAAUCCCUACUUCAAAUAAAAAUCGAUGAUGUUCGAAUUGUUGGGAUCUGGGGAAUAGGCGGAGUCGGUAAAACGACGAUAGCAAAAGCCUUCUUUGAUACUUUAUCUGAUCAAUUUAAAGCUGCUUGUUUUCUUGCCGAUGUUAAAGAAAAAACAAGAAAUAAUCAACUGUAUUCUUUACAGAAUACUCUUCUCUCUGAACUGUUAAAAAAAAAAGAUUACGUCAAUAAUAAGUAUGAUGGGAAGUGCAUGAUUCAGAGCAGACUUUGUUCUAUGAAGGUGUUGAUUGUGCUUGAUGACAUUGAUGAAAGAGAUCAUUUGGAGUAUUUAGCAGGUGAUGUUGGUUGGUUUGGUAAUGGAAGUAGAGUUAUUGUAACAACUAGAAAUAAAAAAUUGAUAGAGGAUAGUGAUGAAAUAUAUGAAGUGCAUACACUACCUGAUCAUGAAGCUAUGCAAUUGUUCAAUCAACAUGCUUUCAAAAAAGAAGUUCCAGAUGAGUGUUUUAAGAAGUUCUCAUUGGAGGUAGUAAAUCAGGCUAAAGGCCUUCCUUUAGCCAUCAAGGUGUGGGGUUCUAUGUUGCAUAAGAAAGGCAUAGAUAAGUGGGAAAAAAUUGUAGACCAAAUAAAGAAAAAGUCUAAUUUAGAAAUUGUUGAAAAACUCAAAAUAAGUUAUGAUGGGUUGGAGCCCGAAGAGCAAAAGAUAUUUCUAGAUAUCGCAUGUUUCUUCCGUGGGCAUGAUAGAAAACAAGUCAUGAAAAUUGUUGAAAGCUAUGAUUUUGGAGCUGAAUACAUAUUGGAUGUCCUAAUUGACAAAUCCCUUGUGUUCAAAUCUGAAUAUGAUGAUAUUGAAAUGCAUGACUUGAUUGAAGAUAUGGGCAAAUACAUAGUAAAAAUGCAAAAAGAUUCCGGAGAACCUAGCAGAAUAUGGAAUGUUGAAGAUUUCGAAGAUGUGAUGAUGGGCAAUAUGGGGACCAUGACAGUGGAAGCAAUCUGGCUUACUUAUUUUAAAAAUGUAAGCUUUAGCACAGAGGCAAUAAAAAAUAUGCAAAGGCUUAGGAUAUUAUGCAUACAGACUUGGGCUUCCCAAAGUGAUUCAGAAGAUGGCUCUAUUGAAUACCUGUCCAACAACUUGUGUUGGUUUGUGUGGCAUCAUUAUCCUUGGAAGUUAUUGCCAGAAAAUUUUAAUCCCAGAAGGCUUGUUCAUCUUGAUCUCCAAAGGAGUUCAUUGCAUUAUUUAUGGAAUGAAACAAAGCUGCAGCAAUUUCUGUCUCUACGAAGGAUAGAUCUAAGUUACUCUAGAUGCCUGAAGAGAACACCAGAUUUCAAGGGGAUGCCAAAUUUGGAGUAUUUGGAUCUAAAGAAAUGUACGAGUCUUGAAGAAGUUGAUCCUUCCCUCAAGUAUUGCAAAAAACUCAUCCAUUUAAAUUUGUAUGAGUGUGAAAGCCUUGAGAGGUUUCCAUAUGUUAAUGUGGAAUCUCUUGAAUCUUUGAAUCUAGACAACUGCUCUAUUUUAGAGAAAUUUCCAGAAAUCCAUGGAAGGAUGAAGCAGGGAACUGCCAUAAAGAUUAUGGCGUCAUACUCUAGGAUAAGGGAACUGCCAUUAUAUUUCUUUGAUCACCAACCUCAUCUUAUAGAGCUACAUUUGGAUGGCAUGACAAACCUUGCAUCUCUUCCAAACAGCAUUUGUAAGUCGAAAGGUUUGGCGAAGCUAUCUGUGUCAAGGUGCUCAAAACUUGAAAGCUUGCCAGAAGAGAUAGGUGAUUUAGAAAACUUGGAGGAGCUUUAUGCCAGCUAUACUCUAAUCUCACGUCCUCCAUCUUCCAUCGUCCGGUUAAACAAGCUUAAAAGUUUGAGUUUCCGAAAAACAAAAUCAGAAAUUAGAGUGUACUUUGUGUUCCCUCUGGUGAAUAAAGGGUUACUCUCAUUGGAAUCUCUGGAUCUCAGUGGCUGCAAUAUAAUAGAUGGAGGACUUCCGGAAGACAUUGGAUGUUUAUCCUCUUUGAAAGAGUUGCAUCUCAGUGGAAAUAAUUUUGAGCAUUUGCCUCAAAGCAUAUCCAAACUUGGUGCUCUUGAAUACUUGGACUUAUCAGAUCGCAAGAGACUUACAAAGUACACUAGAUAUUUUUCCUUCAAGGGAAAUAAUUUUGAGCAUUUUCCUCAAAGCAUAUCCAAACUUGGUGCUCUUGAAUACUUAUCAGAUUGCAAGAGACUUACACAGCUGCCAGAAGACAUUAGAUGUUUAAUUUCUUUGGAAGAGUUGCAUCUCCGUGAAAAUAAUUUUGUGCAUUUGCCUCAGAGCAUAUCCGAACUUGGUGCUCUUCGAUCCUUGUACUUAUCAGAUUGCGAGAGGCUUACACAGCUGCCAGAAUUUCCACAGCAAUUACACACAAUAGAUGCAGAUUGGAGCAAUGCUUCGAUCUGUAAUUCGUUGUUUCAGAACAUCUCAUCAUUGCAGCAUGACAUCUGUUCUUCACAUUCCUUGUCACUAAGAGUGUUUGGGAGUUGGGCGGAGAAUAUCCCAAGUUGGUUCGACUAUAAGGGAAUGGGCACAAGUGUAUCAGUCAAUUUGCCUAAGAAUUGGUAUGUAAGUGAUAACUUCUUGGGAUUUGCUGUAUGUUAUUCUUACAAAUAUUAUAUUGAUUGCAUCACAGCUCAUUUGAUUCCCUUAUGUGAUGAUGGGCUGUCGUCGAUGACCCAGCAAUUUGCCUUAUCCAACAAUUCAGAAUAUUCUGAUUACAAUAGUAUUAAUUUUUUGUUGGUACCUCUUGGUGGCUUAUGGGAUGCAUCUAAUGCAAAUGGAAAAACACCAAAUGACUAUGGGUGCUUUAGGUUAUUUACCCCUGGACAAAUAAAGGAAUAUGGAGUUCGUUUGUUGUAUAAAGAUGAAGCUGAGCUUCACAUUGGGAUAAGGAAGAGCAGAUAUGAAGAAGAGGCCACUUGCUCCUCUUCUAAGAAACAGAGGUCACAAGUAGAUUAAAUAUACCUCAUGAAUUUGUUUGUAAUGAAAUUGUGCUCUCUUUAACAAAUUGCAGAUGAAUGGAAAGACAUUUUUAUUUUAAUUAAUAAGUGUCACACUCUUUUUCUAUUUUAUUAAGUGCAAGAAACACAUUUCUGAAAAUAAUGUAAUCUAAGCAAAGAAACAUUGCUACAUA
Molecule: messenger RNA, 3861 nt
Organism: Solanum stenotomum
Lineage: Eukaryota; Viridiplantae; Streptophyta; Magnoliopsida; Solanales; Solanaceae
Product: TMV resistance protein N-like
Exons: 5
Coding region: 78-3686 (1202 amino acids)
Biological process (GO): signal transduction; defense response
Molecular function (GO): protein binding; ADP binding
Source: RefSeq, a predicted model, not a curated record